This is a messenger RNA of Gopherus flavomarginatus (Mexican gopher tortoise), 9421 nucleotides long. It is a transcript of the gene S1PR4, whose product is annotated as sphingosine-1-phosphate receptor 4. Gene Ontology annotation, molecular function: sphingosine-1-phosphate receptor activity. The transcript is spliced from 4 exons. Bases 377 to 1603 code for a protein of 408 amino acids. Gene Ontology annotation, cellular component: membrane. NCBI's taxonomy places the organism in Eukaryota, Metazoa, Chordata, Testudines, Testudinidae. The record is from RefSeq and is a predicted model, not a curated record. Gene Ontology annotation, biological process: G protein-coupled receptor signaling pathway.
UCCCAAGAGCCCAUGACUAUGAAAUUUCUGGUCCACAUGCAGAACCAUCUUCAGUUGAUCAACAUCCAUCUUGAAUUCUGGCCACUGGAACUGGAUAUAGUAUUCCAGCAGCGAUCGCAUCGGUGCCAAAUACUAAGGUACAAAUGCCACUUACCCUGCACGAGCAGCCCUUAUUGCUACCUCUGCCAGGGCCUCCUGCUGACAGACCAGCGCAGGAUCCAGCUAGGCAGCAGAGCCUCCGGCCCCUUCCUGACAGAAUCCUGGGCUGCCGGACGGAGGCACCGGCUCUGACCUCUGCUCCAUCGGCUGGCUUGUCUUUGUGCUGUCUCUAGCUCUGGGCUUUGCUCUUCCUCAAGGCUUGCCGGUUCCUCAGAAGAUGCUCGCUCCAGGGCUAAGCCGGUUAGUAGAUCCCUCUCUCCCUCCUCUCCUAACUGACAUCCCCGAGGCAAGGGUUAGCCUGCUGUACAGCGUGGACUCCUGUCUGCAGCUGGCAGCCAGGCAGAACAUCAACCUCAUCCUGCAGCACUACAAUUACACAGGGAAGCUGGGCAGACGACGGCCCCAGGAGGACAGGAUGGGCCUCCUCAAGGUGGCCUUCAUCACCAUUAGCUGCCUCAUCAUAGUGGAGAACUUGCUGGUGCUGAUAGCCAUCGUGAGGAGCCUGCGUGCCCGCCGGUGGGUCUACUGCUGCAUCGCCAGCAUCACAGUGAGCGACCUGCUGGCCGGGGUGGCCUAUAUCUUCAACAUCUGCCUGUCGGGCAGCAGGACCUUCCAGCUGAGGCUGGAGCUGUGGUUCUUCCGGGAGGGCAUCCUCUUCAUCGCGCUGGCCGCCUCCACCUUCAGCCUGCUGGUGACGGCCGUCGAGCGCUACAGCACCAUGGUGAGACCCAUUGCUGAGAACGAGGGCAGCAAGACCUUACGCCUGCGCAUUCUCAUCAUCUCCUGCUGGGCCUUGGCCAUCCUCAUUGGGAUGCUGCCCCUGCUGGGCUGGAACUGCCUGUGCGACUUCCCCAGCUGCUCCACCCUCCUGCCCCUCUACUCCAAGAACUACGUCCUCUUCUGUGUGGUCAUGUUCAGUAUGAUUCUGCUGGGCAUCAUCGGCCUCUAUGCCUCCAUCUACCACCUGGUCCGGGCCAACUCCCAGCAGACCAUCACCCGCCACAGCCGCAAUAGGUCCCUGCGGCUGCUCAAGACUGUCCUGAUGAUCCUGGGGGCUUUCAUUCUCUGCUGGAGCCCGCUCUUUGCCUUGCUGCUCCUUGACGUCUUCUGCGAGUCCCAGACCUGCAAGCCCCUGCAGGGCAUGGACUGGGCCCUGGCCCUGGCAUUGCUCAACUCAGCCAUCAACCCCCUCAUCUACUCCUUCCGCAGCCUGGAGGUGCGCCGGGCCGUGCUGUGCUUCGUCUGCUGCUGCUGCAUCCGCCUCGGGCUCCAUGGGCCCGGGGACUGCUUGCUCAUGGCAGAUAUCAACUCGGGAUCCUCGACCGAAAGCUCCCUGCGGACUCGUGAGAGCUUCCGCCGCUCUGUGGCGCUCAACGCCCGGGCUCGGCCUAGGGAGCCUCUCUCCAGCAACUCCAGCAUGAUGAGCAACCUUCCCAGUAAGUGAGGGGACAGCGGCAGGCUCCAGGAGGGGUUCUGCCCAUGGGGACUUGCCCUCAUGGCCAGGACUGGCUGUCAGGAGUAAGGUCCAGCAGCUGCUCCCGCUCGGGCUCCUGAUAGCCUCAUGGGAACAGGUGGCCCUGAUUGACUGAAGAAGCUAGCAAGCUUGCUCUUAAGCCCAGAAGCAGCAGCAGAAAUUAUGAUGGCUGCUCAAAACAUUUCCCACAGCUUUUGCCCUGCCUGCCCUCCCUCCAGAUAACCUGGUUCUGACCCUCGGCUCUGAUUCCUGGCUGCUGAAUCUGAUUCCGAUCCUGGGCUUUGACUCCAGCUGUGACCCUUGGGUCUGGCCUCUGACUCCAGCUGCUCUAACCACUAGGCAUGGCCACCCAUAUAUCCUGGUCCCUGACACUGGGCACUUGCUUUGAGAAGAAGGACGGGGGAGGGGCAUAAAAGAGACGACUGCAGAGAACUGGAUGUCGGUGCAUCCGGUGCCAGAAGGAAUAUGACUCCCCUAAGACUUGGGUUCAGCACAGCCUAAGGUUGAGCAGGGAAGUAAGCUCAGGGCUGCUGUAUGUGACUGAGGCAAAGUCAUUCCUCUUCCAAUGCAUGUCUCAGCAAGUACUGGCCAGGCUAUUGUUUCAGUGUGUCUGGGGUGUGCAUGGAGUUCUGGGCUGGACGCUGCGUCUGGAUGUAGGCUGUGCCCACAGUUAUGGGGUGGGCACUGCUCCAGGCUUUGGUGCACAAAGUGCAGCCCCAGGGCUGAGGGGCAGCUUGCUUGCUCGCAGACUGUGGCGAGCGGUGACUCUCCCUCCCUGCGAUGCAGCUGAUGAACCAUGGACGUUCGACCCCUGGGGAGCGAAGCCAUCCAGCGAUUCCCAUCCCUGGCUUGCCAGGCCGAUGCAGCCCCGCAGCGAGAGCCCAGCCGACCUGGCAGGGCGUUUGAAUGAAAUGGAUCAGCUGCUUAGGUGCAGCCAGUGAAUCUGCGAGUGGGACAGGGUUAACCACCUCUAGUGGGGGCAUAUCUGCAACCACUGGCCUGACUCCAUUCCUGUGGGCCUGGUGCUGCGCCAGGGCAUAUGGUGAAUGUGUCACAGCCCUGGCAGCAGUGGCUUACAGGCCUGCUGUGCCUCUGGCCCACGGCAUAGGGCCUGUCUGCAAUUAGGGGCCUGACAGUGUUCCAGGCUGGAUGGGCUGCCCGCCACGCUGGAUGGCACCGAUCCAGGGGGUGGGUGCAGCUGUCACUUGAAAGGUCCAGCUCAGGGCGGGCCCCUUUCGGGAGGUCGGGCACUCUUCCAGCACAUCGGCCAGCCUGGCACCGCUCAGCUAUCCCUGUGGCGAAGGGCUAGCCCUGGUCAGGGCAGAGGAGCUGGCUCCAGGUGCAGAACUGCGCCGGCCGGGCAGGGCACUUACUCCCUGGGACUUCCAUGGGCUUUGGGUCGGGCACUUAGGGACGCGGCUCCAUUUCCCCUUCCUCUCCAACCUGGUAUGGAAAUGACAGCGAGUGCAACGCUGCAUCUUAUCUUUUGCAAACAGGGUUUUGCAACAGGCAACUUACACCAUUGCACCAAGGGACCGGGUGUGUGUGUGUGUGAAUCUGUGCCCCAAACCCUGCGAUACAUUGUGUAGGGCAAGGAUUCCCAGGAAAGAGAGAGGCAUUUAUGGGCCCCUUCCUGAGGACUUUACUCAACCCCCCUGAAGUCAAUAGGAAUUUGCAUGAAAGAAGCAAUACAAGAUUUUCUCAGGUAUGAAUUUAAUCUCCCAAUAGGCCAGUCCCCAACCUACAGAGGGGAAACUGAGGCCCCAGGAUCAAAGCUGGGGAUUGAACCCUGGAGUCCUGACUCCUACUCCCAGGUUUGAGCCUUAUGACAGUGAGGAAGCUGGAGAUUGCAUUAGCCUCCCGGCUGCCUUGGUGUCUUGACUGGCCCAUUGAGAGUGGCAUAAUGGUGCUCCCUCCUCUAAGCCUGUGGGCAUCUCUCUGCCCAUUCGGCCAUCACCUGGGACUCUGGCCCUGAUGGUUCAGCUGGGGCCUUGCUGGUACCUGUGGCAGGGAAAGAGUGUUGCCACGUGGAUAUAGCAUCAUGGGAUGUGGCUGGCAGGGGCGUGGCAGUGCUAGGCAGUGCGGCAGCAAAGGGUGGGCAUGUGUCAUCACUCCGCAAGGGAACGGCAGAGCUGGUGGCCCUUGUGGCUGGCUGUGGCAGGAAUGCAACAAGGCUGGACAGGUGGGGUGGCCCUGGCAGCACCGGGUGGGCGUAAUGGCCGUACGACUGUACUGAAUGGGUGGGCAGAUCCAAAGCAGGUGGCGAUGCUGGAAGGGGAGUGGUCGGGGUGGCUGGGUCUCAGGGGGUUUUGGCAAUGCUCGACGGCUGUCGUGGGGCUUGCUUGGGUGCACUAGCUCAGGAUGGCUGUGGCAGAGGGGCAUGGAGGGCUAGAGCGGGCUACUGGAGAGAUGCCAGGGGCCCUGGCUGGCUGCAUGCAGCAAGGGUCCACCAUGCAAGCGGACAUGCUGAAGGAUGCCGCGGGGGGUGUUGUCUCCCCGUUUGGUGCUGAUGUGGGAGAGGGUUCUGGAGCAAGAAAGCAAGGCUUUGGUGUGGUACUAGUGGGCAGAGAGUUCUGUUCUGCAUUGCUCCAGCAAAGCAAGGUGGAACUGCGCCUUCUUGUAGCUACUAUGAGAAGCAAUGUGCAAGGGGGGGGGAUGCAUUUCUUUGGGGGAGAACUGUCUUUCUUAUUUUCCAUUCCCUGUUGGAAAUGAAAGAGGAACCAGCUAACCUUGCUCGACCAUAGAGGCUGAGAGCAUCUCCACUGCCAAAGAAGGCCAAGUUCCUGGUGAACAUCACUGUAGCAUGAAAAGCAGAGUCUCCUCCUUGCGUGUGACUUGAUACACGGCUCUGAGGGCUGCUCUCAGGAGACUCCAGCUGGGCUGAGCCUUCUCUAGCGAAAGAGGAGCAGGGGUUUUGUAAGUCCACUUCUUCUGCAAUAAACUUUUUUUACAAGAAAGUCACUCGUUUGGCAACACCUCCUUCCGUUCUCCUCUCAUCAGUUGAACAGCACAUCCCACAGGAGAGGUUCUGACGUAGUAGGGGGAAGUGAAUUCGGUGCUGGUGAAAGGUACCACUGACUUCCUGUGUCACCUUGGGCAAGUCACCGGGGGAGGGGAGGGCAAAUUUUUCCAAAGAUUUCCUGGGCAGAUUUUCAAGCACCCUCCGGAGAGGCAGGGUUUUCAACCCCCCUCCACUACCAACUCCAGGCUCCCCCUGUGAUGUUUUUGGGCAGGUUUUUCAAAGAGUUUGGAGCUCAACUUGCCUUUGAAAAUGGGAUCACUUAUUUUGGUGCCUAAAUGAGAGCUGAGCCCAUCUGAAGGUGGGCUCUAGGGGGUAUCUUCAGAAACAUUUAGCAUCCAUCUAACUCAUCUUAGGCCAGUGCUGGGUCCUUUGGAAAAGACACUCCUGACUCUCUCUGGGCCUCGGUUUCCCAUCUGUAAAAUGGGGAUCAUACUCCUUCCUUUCUCCCACCCUUUGUUUGUCUUCUCUAUUUAGGCUGCAAGCUGUUUUUGGCUGAGACCCUCCCUCCUUAUGUGUCUGCACAGUGCUCAGUGCAAUGGGAAACUGAUCUCCACUGGAUUCUAGAGAUGCAAAGAAUAAUCCCUCCUGCAAUAACACCUUCAUGUAUUUAUGAAGCACCCGCGAUGCAGAGCAUGAAGGAGAUACCCUACCCUACCUUUCCCUAAUGUCUUUCAUCUGCGGCGUUAGUUAAGCCUCACAAGCCCCCUGCGCCGCAGGGAAGUAUUAAACCCCAUUCUACAGAGAAACUGAGGCAGAGAGAGAGGCGCUAAAUUUAAGGUCACACAGAGUAUCAGUGGCAGAGCAGGGACUGGAACCCAGGACUCCUGACAGCCUCUCGCUAACCAUUAGAUGAGAUGGCCUUUCAUGGGACAAAUCCUCCAGUGCCCAGGGCUAUAGAAGGACACAGGAUUAUCCUAUUGCUAACUGAGCUGAGAAAGCCCUUGGGUGGGUCUGGACUUGAGUUAAUACAAAGUUCCCAGCCAAACCACCUAAAACUCACCUGGUUCUGGCUUCUGUUGCAAACUUGGAGCUCUGGAAAGGGUCACCAAAGCCCAGGGAUCAUAUGGGGAAAUCUGGGAUGGUUUUAUGGCUUCCCGUGCAAACCACAUGAUGGCUUCACUCACUAGUUGUGCUUUGAAGAACCAGCACCUGAAACUUGGAGGGGCAGGAUACCAACCUGGCAGCGCUGCUGUUCCCACCCCACCUCCCUUGAGGUGCUGCUCAGAUCUGGCCCUUGGCUGAGGAGUCAAACCCACCAUGUGGAUUGUAAGGGCAGGAGAGGAACCUCCGUCCAUCAUAUUCCUCAGCAUGUCAGAGAACCUAAAUUUUCAACUUUGAGGCUCAGUGGCCUUUGGUGCCCCCUUGUGGGAUUGGUCUAGAAUCAUUGAACCGUCAGGCUGGAAGGGACCGUGAGAAGUCAUCACCCCCAGCAGCCCUGCGCUGAGGCAGGACCAAGUAAACCUAGGCCAUGCCUGACAGGGCUUUUUCCAACCUGCUCUUAAAAAUCUCCCAUGAAGGGGAUUCCACAACCUCCCUGUUCCAGAGCUUAACUACCCAUAGCGUUAGAAAGCUUUUCCUAAGAUCUAACCUAAAUCUCCCUUGCUGCAGAAUAAGAUUAAGCCCGUUACUUCUUGUCCUACCUUCAGACAUGGAGAAUAAUUGAUCACCGGCCUUCCUACAACCUUUAACAUCUGAAGACUGUUAGCAGCUGCUCCCUCUGUCUUCUUUUCUCAAGACUAAACAUGCCCAGGUGUUUUUUUUAACCUUUCCUUAUAGGUCGGGGUUUCUAAACCUUUGAUCGCUUUUGUUGCUCUCCUCUGGACAUUCUUCAAUUUGUGCACAUCUUUCUCAAAGUGCGGUGUCCAGAACGGGACAACUGCCUCUUGUGUCUUAUAUGCAACCCUUUUCAUAACCACAUCACACUGUUGACCCAUCUGCUUUUUGUGAUCCACUGUAACCCCCAGAUCGAUUUCAGCAGCAGGACCACCUAGACAGUUAUUUCUUAUUUGGUAACUGUGCAUUCGAUUUUUUUCCCCCUUCUCAAAUGAAGCACUUUUUUACUUGGCUUUAUUGGGUUUCAGUGGGCUGAUUUUAGACCUGUUCUCUAAGAUCGCGUCUACACUUGAAAUGCUAUAGCUGUGCUGUUGUAGUUCUUCAAUGUAGACACUAUUUAUGUGGAUGAGAGAGGUUCUCCCAUCAGUGUGGGUAAUCCACCUCCCUAAGUGAUGGUAGCUAGGUUGGUGAAAGAAUUCUUCCAUCAACCUAGGGCUGUCUAUAUUGCGGGUUAGGCUGGCAUCGCUGCUUCUCCCGGGGCUGUGGGUUUUUCACACCUCUGAUUGAUGUAGUUAAGCCAACGUAAUUUUCUAAUGUAGAUCAGGCCUAAUAUAGUCCCUCUGGAAGCUCCCUAAACCCUCUUCUGGUGCAAAAGCUCCGUGGAGUGGCAGUUCCGGGGCCCAGGCACCUGGAAGGCGGGUGGCCCCUCAGCUGCAUAGCCACACUCAGUCUGCUCUUUCAGAGGACAAAGGACUGGAACAAAGGACACUGGGCCCAGUCGCAAUUAUUGCAGGCAACCCCUUCCUAUAAUCCUGUUCAAAAACGUAUCGAGCUCCACUUUUAAACUAGUCAGGUUGUUUGCCCCUGCUACUUUACUGGGAGGUUGUGACAGAGCCUCCCUCCUCUGAUGGUUGGAAAUCUUCACACACACACAGCUGGGCAGGAAUAGACCUCAGAUUCUCUUUUUCCAACAGACAUUCCUCCUCCCCUGCUUGCAGUAAAGGAGAGAAUCUCCAUUUAGCCCAUAGCAGUUUAGGGCACAUGACUUGCGGUUGGGCAGUUCUGAUCCCACCCAGUAGUGGGCUGGUGCUGGGGGAUCUGUGCCCCAGAAGUGAGAGGGGAGGGUCUGGUUACUGUUGGUUGUUUGAUGCUCUGAGAUCUUUUCUAUGCCUCGGUAAGUGGUGUCAUUUUGAAUCAUUGGCAAAUCCAGCAGGUGAAAAGUGCGUGAGCAUCAAGGCUGCCCAUGUUUGUAUGACAGGGUGUCUCAGGAACAGCUCUGGAUCUGGAUCAGGGCUGUGAGAACGGAACUCUCAGCUUCACUUCAAAAGGAUCUGUGAAGAGGGAGCCCUGUAGUGCAAACAGAAGGGCCCUCAAUAAUAAUACAGAUGCUCUCUGUCUGACUGGUGCAUCACUGCCCUCUACAGGGUAGAAUCAGAACUGCCUACCUGUGUUUCAUAAGCUCUACACUGCGACAGCUGAGGAAGAUUUUCUGUUCACUCAGGUGGAAGGCUGGUUUUUGCAGGAGGGGGCUUUGGAGUUUCAUCCGUGGGGUCACCGUUAUGUUCUCAGUGGUUGGGGCACACCGUGUAGUCACAGCCAUGCACUCAAGGCAUGGCAAUGAACUUGUAUCACAUCCUACAGGGAUGAAACCAUUCGUCGCUCAUCCCUUUUCUUAACCGCAAAAAUGACAAAACAGCAACCACUCUGCAAAGACCAAGUGUGGGUCUGUUUCAAUGCCCUGGGUGGCUCUCACCCAUUUCCUAGCAGCCAGGCAAAAAGACCCCCGUCACUGUUGGCCUCUUUGGUGGUAUUAUCGGCAGAGUAGCCAAUGAGUGAUAAUAACAGUUACCUCCUUUUGCCAUAGACCCCAAAGCACUUCACAAAGGCCAGUCCCAUUAUCCCCAUUUCACAGAUGGGUGAAGUAAGCCACCGAGAGAGAAAGCAGCUUGUCCAAGCUCAGCCAGCAGCAGAGUCAGGAAUGGAAUCCAGAUCUCCUGAGUCACAAUCUGCUGCCCUGUCCAGUAGGUCACACUAUCAAUGGGUCUGUGAAACAGAGCUCCCCACUUACACGAGAGUCGGGAGGGUCCCUCCAGGUCAGGACUGAAGCAGGCAGGCUGUGGGGGGGUGGGGGGGAUUUUUCCCUGGAUUUGGCAUCCUUUCUCAGUCACACUUUCUAUUAGGGUUCCAUAUAUAAAGGACUAGGAAAUGAUCACUAGCUGUUACAAGCAUGUGCCAGUCAUACGCAUUCUAGACAGUUGUAAACCCAUCUGCAGAAGGUGUUAAAGAUGGUUGUAAACUGUGCUUGUCACUAACCUAUUGGACUCUAUGACAAUCUAUAACCGUUGAUUAACCAUUUAUGAAAGCUGCUAUUAACCCUCAAUUAACUAUUUAUCAAGGUACUCUUCCUAUAAGCAUGACUUUUUCCUCCAGCUGCAAAGGUACACGAGAAAGUGACCAAUAAAUAAAUAAAAGCUGUUUCCUUUCUCCCCGUCUCAGUGAAGAGAGGUCACCUCUGCCGCUUGGAUGGAUCAGGCUCCGCAACACGCGAUACCCACAGCAGGCACAAUGACAGCAGCCGGAUUGUUGGGCUAAUCAGUUCUGUGGCUGGCUGAGUUGACCCUGGGGGCUUUAUAAUACCCAUUGUGUGGCUGGUGCAUGAGAAGUGAUCUCCUGCUGCUUUAUAUAUCCUGGACCCCUUACAAACCCAGAUUAUAGAGUCGUGUUUUAGAUUCCCCCUCUUUAAAAUGGGGACCUCUCACAGGGAUGGUUAAUUCACUAAAAGGGUCAAGUCUUAAGUUUUUGACUCAGGCAAACUACAAUUGACUUCCACCUAGGCUAAGAAUUAGUAACUGGUGAUCUGCUUUGGUUUUUUAACCAGAUUACAUUAGCAGCUGGGAUCCCUGGAAAGAAACUACAGCAAAAUCUGAUUUGAGUGACUACUCAAGGGACUGACAAAAAUCAGCUGUUUAAAUAAAACUGGCACGUUAAAUCUC